AUGAGACCGAAAGUAAAUGGUCUAGUGCCGACGGAGCCUAAACAGAAACGGGAAGUAAAUAAUUCUAUUGGAACAAAACCUGAACAGUGUUACGCAAAUAAAUCUUCUAGUAAUGGCAGGGCAAAAGAAUCUUCGAAGUCUAACAUUUCGAAACAUCCUAUUUCUUUUGCAAUAUCCUUUAAAGAAACCGAUAAACUACUGCUGGCCAAAAAUGUCCAAGAGGCAUUGGAUGUAGUGCCUACACUCAGUGAGGAAGAACCAGUUCAAAUAAAAAUCACUCUUGAUGAAAAUCCGGCAGUAGUUGAUCGUCCUCAAGUUUUAUUGGAGAAAAAUAAAAAUGAUAAGGCAAAAAUAAAUGAAUUGGAUAACAAUCAUUCAACAUCCAAAGUUAACAGAUCAGAAACUGGCAAAGAAUGCGGAAGUUCUUUGUGA
This is a messenger RNA of Loa loa (African eye worm), 432 nucleotides long. RefSeq lists its product as hypothetical. The record is from RefSeq and is a predicted model, not a curated record. The coding region runs from base 1 to 432 and encodes 143 amino acids. The transcript has a single exon. Lineage: Eukaryota; Metazoa; Nematoda; Chromadorea; Rhabditida; Onchocercidae.